This is a messenger RNA of Aplosporella prunicola CBS 121167, 1446 nucleotides long. RefSeq lists its product as uncharacterized. The coding region runs from base 115 to 1284 and encodes 389 amino acids. NCBI's taxonomy places the organism in Eukaryota, Fungi, Ascomycota, Dothideomycetes, Botryosphaeriales, Aplosporellaceae. Gene Ontology annotation, molecular function: actin filament binding. Gene Ontology annotation, cellular component: Arp2/3 protein complex; actin cortical patch. Gene Ontology annotation, biological process: Arp2/3 complex-mediated actin nucleation. The record is from RefSeq and is a predicted model, not a curated record. The transcript is spliced from 6 exons.
CCCCGGCGCCCCGCUAGGCACGUAUACCGCUACUCCCCAACUCCACGACCACUCGCUGUCCAGCCGUUUGAUUCAUUUUCAUUCGCAUCCGCCUUCGGCCGCUCCUUGAACAACAUGGCGGAAGCACCCAUCGUUCUCGACGGCGGUACCGGUUUCCUCAAGGCCGGUUUCGCGGGCCAGAACUUCCCGGACCACCAGUACCCCUCGAUAGUCGGCCGCCCUAUCCUACGAUCUGAGGAGCGCGAUGCAGGCGACAUAGUGCUGAAGGAUGUCAUGUGUGGUGACGAGGCAGCAGCGGCGCGGUCAAUGCUACAAAUCACAUACCCCAUGGAAAACGGCAUUGUCAAGCGAUGGGACGACAUGCAGCACCUGUGGGACUAUACGUUCUUCGAGAAGAUGAAGAUUGACCCAACGGGCCGCAAGAUCCUGCUCACCGAGCCGCCGAUGAACCCCCUUAAGAACCGCGAGCAGAUGGCUGAGGUCAUGUUUGAGCGUUACAACUUUGGUGGCGUCUACGUGGCGAUCCAAGCUGUGCUGGCGCUUUACGCGCAAGGUCUCUCCUCGGGUGUCGUUGUGGACUCCGGUGAUGGUGUCACCCACAUUGUCCCCGUUUACGAGAGCACCGUGCUCAACCACCUUACCCGGAGACUGGAUGUUGCGGGCAGAGAUGUUACGCGGAACCUGAUUGCUCUCCUGCUGAGGAGGGGUUACGCGCUCAACCGCACGGCUGAUUUCGAGACUGUCCGCCAAAUCAAGGAGAAGCUGUGUUAUGUCUCAUACGACCUGGAGCUGGACCAGCGCCUGAGCGAGGACACGACUGUGCUCGUAGAGUCAUAUACCCUUCCGGACGGCAGAGUUAUCCGGGUCGGAAGCGAGCGAUUCGAGGCACCGGAGUGCCUGUUCCAGCCACACCUGGUGGAUGUGGAGCAGCCGGGCAUGGCCGAGUUCCUGUUCAACACCAUCCAGGCGGCUGAUGUCGACGUCAGGUCUGAUCUCUACAAGGCCAUCGUGCUGAGUGGUGGCAGCAGCAUGUACCCGGGUCUGCCUAGUCGUCUGGAGAAGGAGCUGAAGCAGCUGUGGUUAACGAAGGUCUUGCAAGGCAACCCUGAGAGAUUGAACAAAUUCAAGGUCCGCAUUGAGGAUCCCCCGCGGAGAAGGCACAUGGUCUUCAUCGGCGGUGCCGUCCUGGCGAACAUUAUGGCCGACAAGGAAAGCAUGUGGGUUACCAAGGCGGAAUGGGAUGAGCAGGGUGCGAGGGCGCUGGAGAAGCUGGGCGGUAGAUGAUGUGCAUAAGCUUCAUAGAGAGCCUACUGAUGCUUGCUGUUGGUAGUACGGGGCUUCCGCGGUAGAUGUCAGGCUAAAAGUCAGCUUGAAAGACCAAAGUUCAAGAAUCAGCAAUUUCUGCAGCGACAUAUCAAUCUUCAAAGGACCAACGUCGCACGUGCU